Racocetra fulgida is the source of this 253-nucleotide messenger RNA. The record is from the annotation of a GenBank genome assembly. Lineage: Eukaryota; Fungi; Glomeromycota; Glomeromycetes; Diversisporales; Gigasporaceae.
AUGUCCGUGACGCCACGAUUCAAAGUCUAUAACUCAACACAUCAAAUCCAAUCCCAGCCUUUACACUUUCAGGUUACAACUUUUGAAGAGUCGGCGUUUAUAUGGGCUGGUGCUGAUGAAAAUGAAGUCUUAGGAAGUUUAGCAGUUGCUAUGCCGCCACCAACUUUAAAUGGUAGUACCUUAUCAACGUCGUCCACAACUUUAUUAACAAACGAGAUAGAGGAAACUUCUAAACAGCUUGGACAAAAACUUG